UAUGAAAUUACGAAGAUAAUCAAUCAAUAAUGGAUAAUAUUCUACGAACUCUUCAAAAGAAUGCGAGAGAGCGUGAAGAGGAGGAGACGCAGAGACGACGAAUCGAAUUGGCUCACAAGUUGGAGCCAUAUUUAAUAGGAUAUUUGACACGGAAAAAAUUUCACGGGAAGAUUAAAACAUUCCGGCCGACAUUCUUUAACGAUUUCAAUGAUUUGGAAAAGAGCAACAAGACGCUUCUGCCAGUUGCUCAAAUGCUCGUAAAAGUUCCAAGAGUUAUUGAAAAUUCGAGAGAAAACAAGGAUAUACAGAUGCUAUGUAACAUUUGCCGUCACUUGAUAAUCUCAAUAGACUCACCAUCAAAAGAAAUCAGCUUCGUCGCUGCAUUUCUGAAUAAGGAUACAAUAAAAGAAGCGACUUCCCUAAUAACUUCGAUUUUCUCUCAAAUUCCUCAAAUUCUGUGCUCAAUUAAUGGAGAACGGGCGGCUGAGCUGAAGCAGUGGCAAUGUUUGAUUCAUUUUGUAAUUGUAUUCUCAUCGAGUUCGAAUUGGCUUCUUGUUAGGAAUGCUCCACAAGUUCAGACUGUGCUUAAUGGGCUUUGUGUCAAAAUGAUGAGCUUGUUCUAUGAGCCAAAGGGAUAUGAGCAGAUGGCGACCUCCCUAUUUGUCUCCGUAAACGGCCACAAACCACUAAUCAACGUGGAAACAGUCAAUGCACAAUUCUCAAUUCUCUGUAAACCUCUGAAAACCGAAAAUCCGGAGCUUUUCUCAAUUUUUGUGCUCAAAGUGCUCACGUGUCCGGCUCUCCUGGUCCAUCUCAACGCCCAACACGUGGAAUUGUUGAAAACCACGAAAAUUUUCGAAAAAACGUUGCACUGGCUUCGCGCCAACGCCGAGGAGAUCGAAACCGGCAUGGACGUGCGAUUAUUGAUUAAUUUGUUGGCUAAUUUGGUGCAUUUCGCCUAUAUUAAUGAUAAGACACUGGAGUCAAAGCUUUAUGAGUGGACGUGGGCUGUUGGAGUGUCACUUUCUAGAUGCACUGAGCUCACCGUAAAGCAUGGUGGCACAAAAACGAGCCUACACUAUUGGCAUCCAGUAUUCGGUCAUUACUUGCUUCCAAUCGAUAAACGUACUGAAGGAGCCCUGAGAAAUGUGCUCUUUCAGCUUAAAAUGUUGUGGAGCUCACGUGUUGUUCGAUGUCUUUUUGGAAAUAUUAUGGAGAAUACGAAGACGGCGAGCUUUUCGGUUACUGAUGGACAGAAGAAUUCGAAGGAUAUUAGUGCAGCGUUUAGCAAACUCUGGCGAAAACUGGGUGGCUCAACAGACUCGGCGAGCAGCAGCUCAAAAUCGGAAAGUGAACCACCGCCCACACUAAUUGCAAUAGUCUGUCAAGUGUACAUGACAGCUCUAAAUACAAUGGUUCAUAUGAAAGGAGAAAUUAUUUCGGGGCUCUGUAGAGACGAUCAACUCCUCAAACAGCUAUGGACAUAUUUGAGAGAAUGGGGAGAGAAGGCCGGCGGCACGAGUGGAUCGAUUUUUAAUUCGUCAAAUGCCGAGCAGUGGGGACCGGUAUCAGCUUCUCUGCAAUCUCUCAAGAGACCCAGCUCACCGCAUACUGCCACACUACGACUUUUUGUUGAUUGCGCCGCCGCGAUUAUUUCAAUUCUCGACGAGGAGGAGAUUUUCGAAAAAGAGACCCCAUUCUCGAAUAAGGAACUGGAAUCAAUAUGUAAAUAUGUGAAUAUAUUCUGUUUUCGAUCGAUUUGGAGUGGAGCUGUUGACGAAACGUCGGCAAACACGACGGGACUAUUUCACAGUAUGCACUCACUGCUCACAGUUUUAUACGAACGGGAUAGCCGGCGAUCGUUUGCGGCGAAUGAUUCCAAAUUUUGGCUCAUUUCCGAAGUGAAGCCCUCCUCAUUGACAAUUGAAUACGAGAAAAAAUCGGGAAAAGGUGUUCUAAUGAUGCGAAAAAUGGCUCAUUUAGUACCAAUCAAAGAUCGAAUGCUUCUUUUUCGGCGGCAAGUUCAAGAUGAUAAAAAUCGCGUCGCCACUUCACUCAAUGAUCCACAAAUGCAAACGUGGAUUACUGUACAGAGAAAUCGAAUUAUUGAAGACGGAUUUAAUCAUUUGUCGAAAUUAACGAUUCCGGCACUAAAAUCCACGAUUCGUGUGAAAUUUGUCAACGAACAGGGUCUUGAUGAGGCUGGAAUUGAUCAGGAUGGAGUAUUCAAAGAAUUUCUCGAACUUACACUGAAAAAAGUUUUCGAUCCACAGUUGAACCUUUUUUCGACGACUUCAACGGGAGUACUGUACCCAUCACCAACAUCAUCCCUCCAUGACGAUCAUCUCGCCCUCUUCACAUUUGUCGGUCGAAUGCUCGGAAAAGCAGUUUACGAGGGAAUUGUCGUCGAUGUUCAACUUGCUCCAGUGCUCCUGGCGGCUGUGCUCGGAAGUCAUAGAUUAUGUGCAUUUGAUGAAUUGAGCCAAUUGGAUCCAGAACUAUACAGAAGUUUGACUUUUGUGAAACGAUAUGAGGGUGAAAUGGCCGAUUUAUCACUGACUUUUUCCGUCGAUGAGGAUUUUAUGGGAAAGAUAUCGACGGUUGAUUUGGUGCCGAGUGGAAGGACGAUUUCGGUUACAAAUGAGAAUAAAAUCGACUAUGUGCACCGAAUGGCUCAUCACCGAGUAUUCCGACGAACCCAGGAACAGUGCAAGGCGUUCGUCACCGGAAUGCAAUCGAUCCUUCAGCCGACGUGGCUGUCACUGUUCGCUCCGAAUGAUUUGCAAUGUCUGAUUAGUGGAGUCAAUUCAGACAUCGAUCUGGCGGAUCUGAAGCGCAAUGUGCAAUAUUUCGGAGGAUUCCAUGGAAACCAUCGGCUUAUUAAAUGGCUUUGGGAUAUUCUUGAGAACAAGUUCACUUCAGAAGAGAGGAAACUGUUCCUAAAGUUUGUCACUUCUUGCUCGAGACCUCCUGUUCUUGGAUUUUCGUAUCUCGAGCCGCCCUUCUCCAUUCGAUGCGUUGAAGUUUCCGACGAUCAGGAUCAGGGAGACACCUUGGGAAGUGUGGUUCGUGGAUUCUUGGCUUUGAGAAAGGGAACUGCAGCUACUCGACUUCCAACUGCGUCCACCUGCUUUAACUUGCUAAAGCUUCCGAAUUACAAUAAGAAGUCACUGCUGCUCGAGAAACUUCGUUACGCGAUCCACGCUGGGACUGGAUUCGAGCUUUCCUAAAUUCCUAAUUAUUUAUUACAUAUUUUUAUUGCUUACUGGUAGUUUGAAUUUGAUUUCUAUAAAACAAUGAACAGAAUCAU
Messenger RNA from Caenorhabditis elegans, 3310 nucleotides. RefSeq names its product Ubiquitin-protein ligase E3B (gene oxi-1). Gene Ontology annotation, molecular function: ubiquitin protein ligase activity; ubiquitin-protein transferase activity. The record is from RefSeq and is marked reviewed. Gene Ontology annotation, cellular component: organelle; postsynaptic density. NCBI's taxonomy places the organism in Eukaryota, Metazoa, Nematoda, Chromadorea, Rhabditida, Rhabditidae. Gene Ontology annotation, biological process: protein polyubiquitination.